GCAAAAAGCUGCACUGCAUUACGUUGGCGGGUAGAUGUUGUGUAAUCAGCGACAUUAAUGAGCCAAACGCUUUUCACACAUGUUUCUCUAGCGUUUGUACAAAUGGGCCGUGAGGCUAGCAGCAUCUGAUUUCAUCGUCGAUGUUUAUGCAAGGUUAACCAACAAACCAAAGCCAAUGUGCAAUUCAAUGGCGUAAUAGAUACUCAGUUGUGCUCCAUGACGGCCAUUUUUAUAUGCUGCAGUCUGCAGACACCGUAGAGCCUGCUGACUGUCCCGAAUCACGUAUCACCGAUCGCAUUGCCGUCCAUUGUCUGAUGGCUAAUCCAGUCUCAAGUCUGCUUUACAAUUAGUUCUGUCCAGUUGUUUUUUUGCUUCGACAAUCUGCCAUCUGGAAAGCCGUGACAACCCACAUUCGUCGAGUUGCAGUGUUGUGCUGAAGAGCGCAGCUGCUAGUUGGGACGAAUUGUGGUUGCUCCUGUUUUGUUCCCCCUGGCUGCCAUCAUGCCUGACGUUCCCAUGAUCAAGGAUUUCGAUCUUUUUGAUCCGAAGACGGAUGCUGAUCUGAUACAAAUGGCGCUGCAGAGCCGUAUGCAUGGUUCCUGGGAGAUCCUCGUUAUUGACAUUCUUACCCAUCGUUCCAACCGACAACGCCAGCAGAUAGUCCUAGCGUAUGCCGAAACCUAUGGCCAGGAUCUGGUGGAAGUGUUAAAGAAUGAAUUAGGCAGCCAGAUGGAAGAUGUCGUAACAGCAAUGUUUCUCACACCGGAUGUUUAUGACGCUGUAGCAUUGCAUGAAGCACUAGAGGGAAAUGUGCUCGACGAAGAAGCCCUGAUUGAAAUCAUUUUUACCCGGACCAAUCCCGAGCUGUUAGCACUGCGGGAUGCUUAUGCUACCCUCUAUGAUCGGGAUUUGGUGGAAGAUUUUACCUGUAAAAGCAGUGGUGAUUUUCAACGAUUGCUGCUGGCCAUCGCACUAGGAAUUCGGGAUGAGGUGGACGAGGCAGCUGAUCCCAUUCAGAUUCUGGAUCAAGCAAAAUUGGAAGCCCAGCUGCUGUACGAGCCAAUCGCAGAGAAGUUACCUACCAGUCAAUUUGCCAGUACCUUUAUCAUUAUUCUCGCCAAUCCUUCCUUUCCGCAACUACGUAUUACGCUAAGUGAAUUUGAGAAGCUAGUAAAGAUGGACACGGAGCGUAUCAUUAAUCGAUCUCUUAAUGGAAAUCUCGCCUUGGCAUUAUUAGCGCUUGUUCGUAUAACCAAAAACAAAGAAGGAUUCUUCGCUGAACAAUUAUAUCGCGCCCUGCAAGGCUUCGGUCGUGAUGACAAGCGUUUAAUUCGUCUGGUCGUGUCGCGCAGUGAGAAAGAUUUAGCCAGUAUAAAAACGGAAUUCGAAAAACAGUAUAAAAUUGGAUUGGACACGGUUAUCACCGGUGAUAAUUCAUACGGUUACCGAUCGGUGUUGGCAUCAAUCGUUCGCGGAUAAAUUGGGAUCCCUUUUUUGUCGCUUCUCUGUCACUGUUUUUCGAUUUAAGAUUUUCUCCUGAGGAAGCAAAAGCACUGAACGUUGGGUGAUUGCUUGUUUCCGGUGUUAAGUACCGUAGAAUUUUAUGUUCUGGCGGCACUGCCUGUUGUCAGAUCGCUUUGUUAACUCGAAGUAGUAUUUUUAAUUUUUUUAGAAUUCAGUGUUUUCACUUUUCAUCCUUUGCUUAUUUUUCAACUUUGAUGGGUUUGUUCGCGUUCGAUUGCAAUAAAAACUACAAUGGUCG
This is a messenger RNA of Paramacrobiotus metropolitanus, 1762 nucleotides long. RefSeq names its product annexin A7-like. Bases 502 to 1479 code for a protein of 325 amino acids. Gene Ontology annotation, molecular function: calcium-dependent phospholipid binding; calcium ion binding. The transcript has 8 exons. Gene Ontology annotation, cellular component: cytoplasm. Lineage: Eukaryota; Metazoa; Tardigrada; Eutardigrada; Parachela; Macrobiotidae. The record is from RefSeq and is a predicted model, not a curated record.